AUGUUCAGCCCCCGAUUGCUCCUGACCCUCGCGGCAACCGCACUCCUAGCCGUCCACGCACAAAACAUCGACGACAAUGACAUUCCCAACCAAUGUCGUGACACUUGUCGACCAGUGAAACGUCUCUCGGACGGCUGCCGCAAGAACAACAAUGGAAACGAUGACUUCAGCAACCCCGGCUUUGCCCAGUGUGUGUGCAACUCUCCAACGUCAAAGGAUGAUAUUGUCACCUGCAACAAUUGCGUCAUCCAGAACCUCAACUAUUUCACCAACGCCAACGGCAACAGACAGAACUGUGAGUCAACGACACAAAGAGGUUCAACGUACCUUGAGCCGCUAACUUAGUCCUCCAGACGUCGGCCAAUGGUACACGAACUGCGGCUACGCCAAUGGCGGUGGCUAUGGCGGCAACGGCUUUGGUGGUACCGUAGGCAAUGGUGUGGGUUACUACACCGGUACUGCGGCAUCGGCUGUAGCUCCAGCGGCAUAUUUCGGUGCUGGUACGGUCUGCCUGAUUGCGGCGAUCGUGUUGUAG
Lecanosticta acicola is the source of this 535-nucleotide messenger RNA. The record is from the annotation of a GenBank genome assembly. Lineage: Eukaryota; Fungi; Ascomycota; Dothideomycetes; Mycosphaerellales; Mycosphaerellaceae.